Messenger RNA from Plasmodium vinckei vinckei, 1017 nucleotides. RefSeq names its product transcription factor, putative. Gene Ontology annotation, molecular function: zinc ion binding; nucleic acid binding. Bases 1 to 1017 code for a protein of 338 amino acids. The transcript has a single exon. The record is from RefSeq and is a predicted model, not a curated record. Lineage: Eukaryota; Apicomplexa; Aconoidasida; Haemosporida; Plasmodiidae. Gene Ontology annotation, biological process: DNA-templated transcription.
AUGAAAAAAAAACAUAAAAAUAAUGACUAUUUAAAUCAAAAUAAAGAAACAAAAGAAAAUACAAAUCAUUAUAAUGAGAAAUACGAAGACGAAAGUGAAAAUUCUGAAAAAAAAAUGAGUAACAGUUUAUCCCCCCUUAUACAUGCUCAUGAUAGUUUUGAAUCUGAAUCGAAACAAAACAAUAAAAAGGAAAAAACGAAAAAAAAUAAAUCCAAAAUUGUAAAGAGAGAAACAAAUGAUUAUCUUGAUAACGAAAAUUUGUCAUCAUAUGAAGAAAACAAUAGUAACAAUAAAAUGAGUGACCCAAAAAAAAAAGAAAAAAAGUUAAAAGAAAAUAAAAAUUCCAAUCUUAGUAUUGAUAAUGUAACAACAGAAGAAAUGCUAAAUUACUUUAUAGACCAUUAUAAUAAUGAAAUAAGUAUAGAACAUGAUGAGCUAUGUCAAAUAUUAACAGGUAAAAAAUAUUUUGAUAUAGAAAGAUUAACAAAAAAUUUAGCAGAUAUUACUCAUCAAUCAUUAAUGAUUAAAAGUAUACAAAAAGAAAAGGAACAAUAUUGCAAACAUUGUGGCUAUAUAUUUAAUUAUGAUGAUUAUAAUUAUUUAUUUAUAAAACGCUUUAAUAUGUCAAAAUUAAAUAAUAAUGAUAAUAAUCCAGCUUUAUGUGAAAAUACUAUUAAGUGUAUUUAUUGUGGUUACAUAAUAGAAGAUUUAGAUAUAAAUGAUAAUAUAAAUUAUAAUGCAAAUAAUUAUAUUGAGCUUCAUUCAUAUAGAGAAAAAUAUUUAUUUGAUAAUAAUAAAAAAACGUAUUGGCAAAAUAAAAUUGCUACUUUUGAUAAAAAUGUUGAAUUAUUUAAGGAAGGGGAAAAUGCAGCUUAUAAUAUAACCUAUGAAAAAUGUACAGAUUGUGGUCAUGAUUUUCUUUAUUUUGUUAAUAUACAAACUCGAAGUGCUGAUGAAGGAUCAACUAUCAUUUACUUUUGCCCCAAUUGCAAAAAGCAAACAACUGUCAAUAAUUAA